Hypanus sabinus (Atlantic stingray) is the source of this 5146-nucleotide messenger RNA. RefSeq names its product HAUS augmin-like complex, subunit 5 (gene haus5). The transcript is spliced from 20 exons. Lineage: Eukaryota; Metazoa; Chordata; Chondrichthyes; Myliobatiformes; Dasyatidae. Gene Ontology annotation, biological process: centrosome cycle; spindle assembly. The record is from RefSeq and is a predicted model, not a curated record. Gene Ontology annotation, cellular component: centrosome; HAUS complex. Bases 62 to 2092 code for a protein of 676 amino acids.
CGUCAGCGCGUCGGGACCGUGGAGGAAAAGAGAGGCGGGAAAACAGGAGAGUGAAGAAAUUAUGGAGGAGCCAGUGACUGUGCUGAGGAACUGGGUGUUGAAGAUGGGUCGUCCCACCCGGGAUUUGCCGUCGGAUGCUGCUCUCCGCAACCUCUGCAGUGGCCAGGGCCGGGAUAUCUGGGAAUACGUCGCAAAGCAUGUCUUCCCGAAGGAGAAGGUGAAGAACGUGAAGGGGAACCUGGACUGGAACCGUUACAUGGAACAUGCUGCGAACGCGUCUCCUGAGGAGCAGGAGAAGAAGAGAUUGAUGGACCUUGUUAUCUCGUUGAGGGCAGACAUCCAGGAACUUGAUGGCAUCUCUGACCCAGCGCAGCAAAUGGCAGACGAGCGAGCGGUGGUGGAGGUGCGGCGGAGACUACAGGACCUCAGGCAGCAGCACACGCUGUUGAAGGCGUACAGCCUGCGAGCGGCCAGUCAGAGGCAGAGUCUGCAGGAGCACAGCAGGAAGGUGGGCGAGAGACUGCGGGGGCUCUCUGAGGUCCGCAGUGCGGCCCAGCAGAGUGUCGGCCUCCUCCGGACCAAGGAAGGCCUGAAACAUAGCGUGUGGCACCGCACGGGACCAGAGCCACGGGUACUGCAAGACCUGCGGGCAGCGUGCUGCAGCCGGUUCCAGUACCUCAAGUCGCUGUACGAUGAGAAGAGCAGAUCGCCAGAUAGUUGCGGAGACGGAGAUUCGAACAAUCGGAGUUCCAUCUAUCAGCAAUGGUUAAAUCAAGUCGAGAGAGCGCUGGCCGCUCAUCCGCCGAAGCAUAUCCUGGCAGCGUUGGAAAGUCUUGCUGCAGAGAACGAAGAGGAACUUCUUGAGCUCUGGUCCAAGGUUAAUGUGGCAAGGGACCUGGAAGAACUGAGGUUUUCCUACUCAAGUUCUCAUCUGCAGGACGUUUCAGAAGCCCCUCCCGUGCUGCGAUCUGUCAAGUCCUUGCUCCAGGAGGGCUGGCGAGAUUGUGAGCUUCGAGCCGUGGAGAAGGUCAGGGCAGCAAGGAGGCAGAUGCAGCUCAAGAGUCGUCUCCUAGUGCUGGGCCAGGAGUUCGAGCUGCUGUUGGAGGAGAGAUUAGGACACAGCCCGGAGCUGCUGAACGCCACCAGGGAGCUCUUUGAUCUGCAACUGGACCUGGUGGAGAGGCAGAGAUACUGUCAGGAGCUGGUGGAGCAGGGGCACUUAAUCAACAAUGCCAUCGUUGCCCGAAACCGGGAGAUCCAGUCUCUUCAGCAGAAGCACAACCGUAUCCUUGAGUUCCAGGGGCUGGUGGAUGUUAAACAGGACCUCGUACGGGCUUUGGUGAAAGGGAACUCGUCCGCCAAGACCCACUUGAUGUCAACACGGGCAGAGAUCAUCUUGUUCAGGGACCAGGACCUACAACAGCACAAGGAUAUAGUCCGUGGACUGACCGAGCAUCUGCGUGACUCCAUCAGCCGUGAGCUGAAACUCUUCUCAUCUGUCUCCCUGCCCUGCCUGGACCGCAGGCUCCUUCGCGGGUCUCAGAGGGUUCCCGCGCACACCCUGUCAAUCUACAGAAUGGAUAGCUCAAUGAACAACCCACCGUUUUACUGGCGCCUCAUGGAUCUGCUUUCAUUCCCCCUCUACAAGGCUCCUGAACACCUGAUUGAUGAGGCAGCCGAGAGGAAGAUGGAGAAGGAAACCCUGCAGACACUGCUAGCCCAGCAGAGAGAGGCGCUGGAGGCCGUACAACAGCGGUGGGCAAACCUGUCAGUCACUGACACCCAGGCCCUGGUGGAACGUGUGCAGGAACUGGACGAGCGCUGUGUGAGGGAGACCAUCCCAGCCAUCCACAGAAUACUUGAACAGUGCCAGCAGGCUCUCAACUUCACCCACACCCUGAACCAGGAGAUCAGUGAUUGGUGGGAGCAGCCAGCCCAGCUCUUGGUGCCCUGGGUGAAGAAGGAGGGGAGGAACGUGCAGGACUGGCUGCAGCGGUGGAAUCAGCUGGUGCAGCGGAGCCAAGACUACUUCUGGGAGCUGGAGAGGCAGAGACCCCAAGCUGUCCGGGACCCCCGCCAAGGCGGACUGUAACCUCCACCCUGCCCGCCGUCCGCCAUACCCCACUGCCCACACUCAGAACUCAUCCCUGCCACACUCCACAAAUUCUCCUUCUCUCCCCAGCAGGUUACGGCAGUGUGAACUGCCUCCCAAUGGGGAUGACUGUGUCCUGUGGUCCCGGCUAUAAAGGGUUGAAGGCUUCAGGAACUCUGAGUGGAUCUGGGUGAGUGGUGGUGAGGAGAGGGCUAUCUGCUGCACUGCAGGACGUGCGAGCGAAGCUGUUUGAACCCAUCGAGUAUUUGAGAGAUUCAUUGUAUGUGGUCUGUCACUCCCCCGAAUGAGGACCCCAGACUUGUCCUUCGCCACUCACCCUCUGUAGUGGUGAGAUGAGAGACCACAGGCGUUGGAACCAGAAGUAACACACUAUCUGCCAGAGGCCCUCAGCGGGUCAGGCAGCAUGUGAGGGAGGAACGGAUGGAGACCCUCAUCUGCAUUGGUGGUGCAGAAGGGAGCUUGUCGGUUCGGAGAAUGGAGAGAGGCCAGAAGGUGAUGGAUGAAGCGAGGAGGUGUAAGGCGAUGGGCAUACCAGCUAGUAGGUUAAUUGGUCAGUAAGUUAUCCCAUGAUGAGGCUAGAAUUAAAUAGAUAGGUUGUUGGGCAGUGUGACUUGUUGGACUGGCGGGGCCUGUGUCAUGAUGUAUCUCUGAAAGAAUGAGUAAAUUGGUGUGUGUUCCUCUGGUUUACAUUUGGCCACUCCUUGGCAUUGGAGUAAUGGUGGGCAAGAGUUGGAAUUGGUUUAUUAUUGUUAUGAACCGAGAAACUGAAAGUUUGUCUUGCACACUUGUUUAUACAGAUCAGAUCAUUAAACCGUGCAAUUAGGUAGAACAAGGUAAAACAAUAACAGAAUGUAGAACAGAGUGCAAAAGCCACAGAGAACAUUCAGUGCAAUAAGGUGCAAGGUCAUUGGUACUUUGUGAGGUCAGGAGUUCACCAGUGUGGAAAUGGAGUAGGGGAGUUGAAAUGAUGUGCAACUGAGAGCUGGGAAUGGCUCUAGUGGGGGUGGGGGGGACAGGAUCUAGGAGCUGCACAGGAUGGUCGUCCAGUCUCACUAUCAUCGAGAAGGCCUCAUCCAGAGAAUACAAUACAGCGGACGAGGUUGGUGGAGGUGUGCGUGAAUCCCUGCCUCAUCUGAGGGUGCCGUUCACCUUGGCUGUGAGGGCUGAGGGGAAGUUUUAAUUACUUAGAAAGACAGUGUGGAACAGGUUCUUUGAGCACCUAGCAUAAUCACAGGACAAUGUACAAUGACCAGUUAACCCACUAACCGGUAACUGAGGGAGGAAACCCAUGUGGCUCACAGGAGGAAUCUAUAAGCUUGCUUACAGUGGUUGCUGGAAUUCCAAUGCUCCGAGUUGUAUGUGCCAGGAGUUAGGAAGUGGUCCCUGUGGAAGACAGUAGGGAGGGGGAGUUGCAGAUGGUGGUGGGGGGCGGUAAUGACGUGCUGGAAGGGGAGGCUAUUGGGGUGAAAGUUGAGUGCCGGGGGAACCCUGUUCAGUUUGGAGGGAGAUUAGGUGAGAGCAGAAUCAGGGUAAUGGCGAGAGCUUCAGCUGCAGGAAAGCAACAUUUCGUGAAUAGGGAAAUCAUUUCCGAUAUCCUGGAGUGGAAAGGCUUGCAGAACGGUACAGCACAGGAACAGGCCCCUGCAGCCAUGAUGUCUGUGCCAAAAUAGAUUAAAUCCCUUCCGCCUGAGGGAUUCCUAUCCCUCCAUCCCCUACAUAUUCAUGUCUUAUCAACACCUCUAACACGUCUUGUCUCCACCACCACCCCGGCAGCACAUUCCAAAAUCUUGCCCCGCACGUCUCCCAAACUUUCCUCCUCUCACCAUAAAGAUGUGCCUGUAGUAUUUGAUGUUCCAAGAAUCAAGAUUCUUUAAUAUCACUGCCUGUGCACGAGUGUAAGGAGAGCGACAUAAUUGUUACUCCAGUCCCGAUGCAGUGCAAGGACACAGAGUUCAAUAAUAUAAAUACGUAUGAAGCUGCUAUACAGCACUGAGAUGGAUUGAUGCUAGGCUGCACUUAAAGUCACUGAUGGGAAAUAAAGUAGUGGCGAAGGUGUUGAUCAGUCUUACUGCUUGGACAAAGUAACUUUUUGAGUCUGGUGGUCCUGAUGUGGGUGCUAUGUAGCCUCCUCCCUGAUGGGUGUAGGGCAAACAGACUGAGCAGGUGGGUUACCGGCCCUUUCUGCGUACAUACCCACGAUGGUGAGUAGUUUGGUGCCAGUGAUGUGUUGGCAGUUUUGACUGCCCACUGUAGAACUCUCCUGUCCACCACAGUACAGUUUCCGUACCGCGCACCUACAUUUUCUACUGCACAUCUGUAAAAUGAUGUGAAUAUAGACGUGCAAGUCCAGUUCUCUUCAGCCUCCUCAGAGAACUCCAGAGGAGUUUUUUUGACUGCGUAGAAUGUGUCCUGCCUGGGACCAUGAGAGAUGGUGUGUGAUGUGCUCUCCCAGGAGUUUGAAACUGUUUACAGUUUCCACUGCUGUCAAAAUGGCACUGGUGAAUCAUGGUGACGUAUUGCAGGCUGCUUACUGAUCUUGUACAUGUACUUCUGAAUUACUCUCUGCAGUCUUUAAUUUCUCCUUAAGCAAUAUACUUUCGGACCGUCUUAAUGAACCAGCGAUUUCACGAUCUUGUGAAGGUCUCGGCAGACUUGACUGUCAAGCAUGCAGGUACAAAUGGAUGAAGUUACAUCACCAUGACUGACAGAGAGGGAGGAGGGGAGGGCUCAAAGCUGAGGUAAAAUACGGAGGAAUGAAACUCCCUCAACACAGCAUCUUGCUAAUGAAAGAACAGUCACUGGAGAACAAGAUCGAGGACCUCAGGGCAAGAUUGCUGAAUCAGAGGGAAGUGAGGAAUUGCACCUGUUGUGUAUUUCAUAUGUCAGUAAUAUUUGAGUAAUCUUGUAACAAUAGUUCAAUCUUGUUUCAAUAAUUGAUUAGGUUAUAUAUAUUAAAAAGUGAAUUACACAUGUCAUCACACUACCACAUGAUAUGUAUGCACCUUGCUCAAAGUAAACCCAAAGUUAAAUUCA